UGAAAGAGUGUUUGGUCUAGUUUAUGGUUGCUAUUUUGACUCUCGAUUUUUUGUUUAUAGUUUCUUUGUAUGAUUGGCCGGUGAUAGAUCUACGUCAAACUUUUGAGGUGUGAAACGACAAUACUCUAAUGACUCAUUGUGCUUAGUAGCACUAGUUAUCGAUCAACGGUGGCCUCAAAGUCACAAGGAAGUUCUAGUGCGAAUGGUUCCUAGAAUUUGUCCUCUUUGGACCGUCAUAAGUUGCAAUUGGUACAAAGCUUAAGCUACACCGAGUGUUUGUUUUCUCGUGGCUAAUUAUGCCCUUGACGCUUAUUUACGAGUGCGUCGAGUAGAGAAUGUCGAAGCAAGACCCCUUCAAGCUAUACCUCGUCCGUAUUUCACCGUGUUGUCGCUCUGUUUGGCUUUAUCUCCUUCAGAAUGAUUUACCGGUUGAGCUGAUCGAUGUGGAUAUUUUUGAGGGAGAGCACAAGAACUCAAAAUUCAUGGCCAUGAAUCCUCACCAGGAAGUCCCGGUAUUGGUUGAUGGAAAAACCAUUAUCUAUGAAGGGAUAGCGAUAUUGCGUUAUCUCGCUCAGAAGUACACCAAUUUCGCUGGUUGGGGCUCAACCUUAGAGCAGAGGUCUGAGGUAUUAUCCGUGAUGCAUUGGGGGAGCACUACCCUACACAGAGUCCUCGGCUAUCGUCAUGUCUAUCCACACUUCGUGGAAAAAUACCACUUGAAGUCACACGAAGACACCGAAAAAUUGGUAGAACAAGGUGCGCACGAACUCACCAAGCAACUAGAAGUACUAGAAAGUCAUUACUUAAAGAAGAACCCAUUUCUUUGCGGCAAGGAACUCACGGUAGCGGAUACAUACGUGGCAACAGUGUUGUGUCAAGCAGAAUGGGUGAAUUUGGAAAUACCGAGUUUAUGGCCUAGGGUCUUCGCGUGGUUUACCAAAGUAAAAAGUCAACCCAAGUGGUACAUUGUUCACGAGCAGCAUGACAUGUUCCUACACAAACUAGCGAAAUGUCACGACGAGUUGUGAGGAACGAACAAUUAAUUUGAUUUGGUGUUAAAGGGGAAAUGUCACUCAUCCCGUGAUGCAUUGCUGACUUGCCCUUUCCUCUCCUCAACUUCCCGUUUAUACAUAAUAGCUGCGACGGAUGCUAAUAAGUCGGGAUUUCACUUGUUAUCUUUUACCAAGUACCGACCGUGCAAAUAGCGCAAUCUCCAGCCAUCAUUGCUGGGACCGCAGCGGUCAAGAGAAAUGCUAUUUCAGGUCCAAACAAUGCCAGAAAUGUGGGCUGUUUCUACCAGCAAUGACCAGCAAAGUUCGUUUGCACGGAGUUUAAGUGUCUUUAUCUAGAAAUGUACCGUAUAAUUCACAUGAUUGACACAAUUGACAGCUUUUGAUACUUGUGAAAACAAUGUAAUUCGAAUUGUGUUGCCAUAGAAAUCGCACGACAGCAAUGCAUCAUGGGUUGAGAAGAUCACUAAAAUAACGGACAAGAAAAUAAAUGAACAAAGAACGUCUGAUAGCUAAAUUCCUAGCUAUAUUUAUAAGUUGACAGGCUUUUUGAGCAACUGCCUUAAGAUGCAGAUAAUUGUGGUUUUUGAAGUAAAAUGAAAUUAAUUGACAAAGAAUGUUCUAGCUAUAUUUAUAAACUAAGGGAGCGGUCAUUAAUUACUGGUGGUGCCCCCCCCCCAACACCACAUUUUUAUAUUCAAUAAUUAUAUCUCUUUAAAACCACAGAGACUUGAUAUGCAUACUGAGUGUAGCUGAAUAUAACCUUUACUAAAAUAUAGAUAAGCUAGCAUGGCAAUUUUUUCCUAUUUAAUUUAAGUAUGAAUCUUCACUUUCCCUAGUUUAAAAGUGACACAGAGAUAAACAACAAAUACCGGUGUCGCUAGAUAACGACUACGUCGUCGACGACAUUAGCAAAGACAUUCUAGAAUUUGCAGCAUUUUAAAGUGUCCGUUUUGUUCAACUGAUUAGAACGGGCAGCUUUGUCUGUCAACCAUGAGAUGGAUUCCCAAAAUUUAUUUAUAUAAAAACAAGAUACAAUAGUAGGUAUACAAUAGUAGGAAACAUUGUGAACUGAAUAAAAUUCACAUUUGAACAAUGACUCUCUUGCUCAGUAUUCAGACUUAGAUUCGGCGCCCAAAAAUUGGACCUCCCCUAAAUCGGCGCCCAAAAAAACAUAGCCUCCCCCCUACAUAUUUGCCGCCCCCCCAGUAAUAAAUGACCGCUCCCUAAAUACUUAUGGCAAAAGUAACAAACAUGUAGAUAAAGAUGGUAAUAUUAAAAACAAGAAAAGGUUGUGGUCUAAGGAGAUUACUAAAGUUAUGAACAGGAAAAUAAAUGGAGAAUGUUGAACCUA
Nematostella vectensis (starlet sea anemone) is the source of this 2364-nucleotide messenger RNA. RefSeq names its product glutathione S-transferase theta-1. Lineage: Eukaryota; Metazoa; Cnidaria; Anthozoa; Actiniaria; Edwardsiidae. Gene Ontology annotation, cellular component: cytoplasm. Gene Ontology annotation, molecular function: glutathione transferase activity. The record is from RefSeq and is a predicted model, not a curated record. Gene Ontology annotation, biological process: glutathione metabolic process. Bases 336 to 1028 code for a protein of 230 amino acids. The transcript is spliced from 4 exons.